This is a messenger RNA of Nestor notabilis (Kea), 391 nucleotides long. RefSeq names its product rootletin-like. The record is from RefSeq and is a predicted model, not a curated record. Lineage: Eukaryota; Metazoa; Chordata; Aves; Psittaciformes; Psittacidae. The transcript is spliced from 3 exons. The coding region runs from base 24 to 380 and encodes 118 amino acids.
GUCCCGGUCCCGCAGCGGGGGCCAUGUCCUCGCUGCUGUCCCUCCAGGAGGAGAACCGCAUCCUGCAGCAGGAGCUGUCCCGUGUCGAGGACCUGCUGGCCCAGAGCCGGGCCGAGCGCGAUGAGUUGGCCAUUAAGUACAACGCCAUCAGUGAAAGGCUGGAGCAGACACUGCGGCUGGAGACGGGCGAGCGGGAUGCGGCGGAGAGCCGGAGCCUGGCGCAGCACAACAUCGAGCUGCGGCGCCUGCUCGAGGAGGAACAAGCCGCCUACAAGCGCAAGCUGCAGGCAUACCAGGAGGGCCAGCAGCGCCAGGCCCAGCUGGUGCAGAAGCUCCAAGCCAAGGUGUUGCAGUAUAAGAAGAAAUGCGGUGAAGGGUAGCAGCAGCUGCU